Molecule: messenger RNA, 704 nt
Organism: Oncorhynchus nerka (sockeye salmon)
Lineage: Eukaryota; Metazoa; Chordata; Actinopteri; Salmoniformes; Salmonidae
Product: ejaculatory bulb-specific protein 1-like
Exons: 3
Source: RefSeq, a predicted model, not a curated record
UUUUUGGUUUGUUUCUUGUCUCUGUAAUGUACAUGUGGGUCUACUGGAGAGACUUAAUAAUAAACAGGUCAGGCUGAGCUGAGUGGUGGGUAUGGAACCUGGCAGUAUGGAACCUGGCGGUAUGGAACCUGGCGGUGUGGAACCUGGCGGUGUGGAACCUGGCGGUGUGGAACCUGGCGGUGUGGAACCUGGCAGUAUGGAACCUGGCAGUAAGGAACCUGGCGGUGUGGAACCGGGGAGUAUGGAACCUAGCAGUAUGGAACCUGGCGGUGUGGAACCGGGGAGUAUGGAACCCGGCAGUAUGGAACCGGGAAGUGUGGAACCUGGCAGUGUGGAACCUGCCAGUAUGGAACCCGGCAGUAUGGAACCUGGGUGUGUGGAACCGUCCAGAGGUGUGGAACCGUCCAGAGGUGUGGAACCCGCCAGUGUUGACAGUCUGAAGGUUCUGUAUCAGAGCUGUGACUACAUCAUAGUGGAUAAGCACUGGGACAUCCGCAUCGACAGCAAGAUGUGGUACGAGAAACACACUGUCCAGAAACAGCUGGGACUCCGCUUCCCUGAGCUGGCCGACCCUGGGACGUACUAUGGAUUCAGGUUCUGUCACCAACUGACUACACCACCAGUAGUUCUGUGUGGUUCAACAAGGCUGCUGCUGGCCACCACUGUUUUAAAGACUGCAGAGCUACUAGCUUUACCUAGCACUG